Molecule: messenger RNA, 1290 nt
Organism: Candidozyma auris
Lineage: Eukaryota; Fungi; Ascomycota; Pichiomycetes; Serinales; Metschnikowiaceae
Exons: 1
Coding region: 1-1290 (429 amino acids)
Source: RefSeq, a predicted model, not a curated record
AUGGGUCUUUUCAGCCAUAAACCAGUGGCAGCAGGUAUAACGCCCAUGGGUCGUGUACCCGUGGUCGCAAAAGCACCUGAAGCUCCUCCAGCUACGAACGAAGACGAUGAUACAGAAGACUCCCCUAAGAAGGUAUACGGGAAAGAAAAGGCCCCUAAGAAAAAGCCCAUGACAGAUGUGCCUGAGACUGAGACAGACAAAAACACCCGCUUAAACGCUCUUCUUUUCCAUACAUCGGAUGAGCUGGUAGAUUUGUACUGCCUGGAAAAUAAUCUGCUGGACCUCUUAGGCAGACUUUACUACGAUGAUUAUGACUCUGACGUUUCAGGCAUGUCGUCCACGGUGAUGUCGCCGCUGCCGUUGGCUCCGGCCAAUUCAGAUAGGGGAAACGCCUUUCUCACGGUGCAAAAAGCUGCGCAGCGCCUACGGUCGCCUUCACCAAGCAAAAGACCUCCACUUCUGCGCCAUUCAUCUUUUGAGAGGGGCGUUUCCUUCGACACCCUUUCUGACACCCACCAUCAGGCCAUCACGCUUAAGGUGAAGCACCCGCAAUUUCGAUUCCGCCGUAAUAACAAAACGUAUCUCAUUGGAUUCAGCAAUGACGUGGAGUCGCUCAGAGCCGUGGAGUGGGCAUUUCAGGAAAUGGUCAUCAACGGCGAUACCAUAAUCGUCUUGCAAGUGCUUGACGAGAAAAUAUACAAGAGUAUUGACCAUGAGUUGGCGGAGCAGGUGAUCGCCAAGCUCGAGAAGCUCAACACACACAACAAGAAAAUAUCGCUUGUCUAUGAGGCAGUCAUUGGGAAGCCUCAAAAGCUUCUUCGCAAUGCGAUCGACGAGUACAAGCCUGCAAUGAUGAUUGUUGGGACGCACGACUACGAAAAGGCUCAGUUGCACCGUCUGAGCCUGUCGCAGAACAUCACAGAUCGGACUCACCCUACCCACCAGCCGCCUACACCUCACCACAAGCAUCGCGGUUUGUUCUCAAAAGCCUCUAUAUCCAAGUACUUUCUUCAGUUUGCUCUAGUGCCUUGCAUUGUCGUGAAGCCAAUAUAUUACUAUCACGAGAACUUGGAUAAUCCCAUCGACAACGAAAGGUACUUCCACGACUGGAUCGCUCUGAUAGAUGUCUCGCACACUCGUGAGGAAAAGAAGAAACGGAGCAGACUAGCCAUGGCACUUUCGCCGUCGCUGUCGAGGCAGGGAUCGCUGACGAAUCUAGCUGACAUGGGAAAAAGGGAGCGAUCCCCCGUCCUGUCAACUUGGACGCUACUUUUACUUUUGAAGUCGUGA